Molecule: messenger RNA, 4344 nt
Organism: Neoarius graeffei (lesser salmon catfish)
Lineage: Eukaryota; Metazoa; Chordata; Actinopteri; Siluriformes; Ariidae
Product: docking protein 3
Exons: 5
Coding region: 407-2089 (560 amino acids)
Biological process (GO): cell surface receptor protein tyrosine kinase signaling pathway; positive regulation of MAPK cascade
Cellular component (GO): cytoplasm
Source: RefSeq, a predicted model, not a curated record
AUGCUUAUUUUAGAUCCUCAAGUCACAGGAAGUGGAUUUAACAAGGUCUCUCACACACACACACACACACACACACACACACACACACACACACACACACACACACACACACACACAGCAUAUUAUACUGUACGUAUUUACACACACACAUAGACACACACACACGCCAUAGCCACAAACUUCUGCAAGUCAGUACAUGAGAAAAAGAGGAACACUGCAAGAGGAAUGAAGACACAGAAGCCAAAAGAAGACACCAGGGAGAGAUAAGAAGAGAGUGUGCAAAAAGAGACAGACAAACUGAGAAAGAGGAAAGCAUAAAUAGAAAAGGAAAGACACGAUAGAGAGAUAAACAUAACGCAGGGAGAGAGAGAGAGAGAGGUAGACACAGAGACAGUUGGGCUGAUGAAUGAUGGAGAGAGACAUCAGAAAGAAAGGGAUGCUCUAUCACUACCAGCAACGCUUUGGGAAGAAAUGGAAGAAGGUAUGGGCUGAGGCUGUAGCCGACAGCACUCACAGCAUCUCCCGCAUGGAACUCUUCGACUUCAGCAAGUCCUCGUCGAAGGAGAGUAAAAAACGUGUCGAGGGUAAGAAGGUGAUCGUGAUGAGAGACUGCAUCAAGAUAACAGAGGGAGAGAAUGAAGGAUGUCCUAAAGAAUGCACCACCUUCAUGCUUGAAACCACAGACAAGACGCACACGUUCGCCUCUCCGACCUCGGAGCUGCAGAGUUGGAUCACGGAGCUGUGCAAGUUGGCAUUUCCUUUCAAUCAGGUUGAGUGUCGAUCACAGAUGCAGGAGCAUCAUCAACCUGUCGAGAUGCAGGAGAACACACUGUACGGCACCACCCAGAGCAUGCGGGAUUUCCUGGUAAUUUCCGUGGCUACGGAGGCGGCGUUACGAUGUCAGCUCUUCGGAGAAUACAUUCUUACACCACAAUAUGACUCUUUACUCCUAAAGGACCACAAAACGAAUGAGGUUCUCCUCACAUGGCCGUAUCGCUUUGUCAGGAAAUUUGGUCAAGACAUGCUGUCUUUUAACUUCGAAGCAGGUCGCAGGUGCGAGUCUGGCGAAGGCUACUUUGAAUUUGUAACGAGUCAUAGCGAUCACCUCUUCACAAUCAUCAGUGCUGCUCUCAAGAAUCUUCCAAAAGUGGAACCAAGACCCAAACAUCAAGAAACAUCUGGAACAAAACCCAAAGAGCAGCAGAUGGCCCAGAAUUCCCAGCAAUCCCAAACACCUCCAACACAGAUGAAGCAUCCAAAGAAAAAACUGAUUACAAGCCUUUCACUGGACUCCAACUUGAGUGAUCAUCCCAAAGACAGCAAAGUGAAAAGCGUUAACAGCGCUCCUCCUCUCUCAAGUAAUGUCCAAGAUCCAGUUUACGCCAGGAUUAGCAGACCAUUACACUCGAAGAGCAACAAGGACUACAAGAACCAACAUCUUGGCCCACUUCCUGACUUUGUCACUCUCUCUGAGGACAUUUCCAGUGUCCUGGAAGAAAAAGAAGGAGAGGUAGAAGAAGAUGAUGAUGAAGAAGAAGAUCAGAUGAGCUCAGAGCAAUUAGUCAUCCAUAGUAAAUUUCAGGACUCUGAUGCUGAAACUAUUUAUUCAGAAGUGAAAAGUUAUGAUGAUUAUGGAGGCAAGAAUGAGGCUGUUGACAACAUAGAAGACUGUACGUAUUUCUGUGAACCUCAUUCAGCCAGUCUACCUGUCUGCUCUGACCUCAAAGACUUUCAAGCUGUAGGUUUCAACAAGAACUAUAAGAACCUACAGUUUGGUUCACAGUCUAAUUUUUUAAAGCCUUCUCAAGACAUAUCUUGUAUGGGUCAAGAAGAGCAGCUGGAUAUGUCUAUGGAGCAAUUAGCUAUCCACUGGAACCCUGAUGUCUAUGGAGCUGAAAGCACGUACCCACAAGAAACACAUUCUUAUGAUUACAGGAGCACUGAUGAGUCUGUGGACAAUGUAGAAGGUCAAGAAUAUUUCUACCCACCUUGUGCAUCUGAUACACACUUCAAAAAGGGUCCCUCCAACCUUGAAGACUCUCAAGCUGAGGAAUAUUCCACCUAUGAUAAUUUACCCAAAAGGCUAUAAUUUAUCUAUGAUUGUUUUGCGUUGGUCCUUAUAAACAUUCUAUACAUUUUUAAUGCACAUUAUAGUAUACAGACAAGUGAUAAAACCACCCCCACAGCAUAGCAGAUCCACCGAACCCUCUUAAAUAUUCAGGUCUGAACUCUUCUGUUGGUCUGUGUGACCAUGUACGUUUUCUCUCAUCUAUUUUUUAAGAGUAUGGUUUAAAAAAAAAGUCUCAUCAGAUGUCACUUCUGCAUUUCUGUAGACCAAAGACUGUGGUUUUAACAUUUCACUAAAGAACACUGAAGACUAGUUUGCUACAGAGUGCUGUUUAUCACCUCAAGAAGUUGGAAAUGGCUGCCUCCAGAUCCCUGAUGAUCAAAUUAGCAUUCAGAUUUCUGAUGAGCGAUUCUUCAGAUGAGUGCUUUUCAGCAUUGUUUAUUGACUUCACAAGCUUCAUAACUGGCUACACUGAUCAUCUACUGAUUUUAAUGAUCGCCUCGAAAGCCAUGAUCACCACCAGCAGAGGCCUGGUCUAUUGAUGGUGGUAGAGUGCUACUGAUCACAUCCAGAUCACAGAUGAUUGACUCUUGAUUUGAGACGAUGGAUUCCAGAGUCUUGGUUAUUGCCUGCACAGCCCUGAUGUUCAUCUCCAAGGCUUUGAUGAUUGGCAACAUGUCCAGAUCCUCAAUGAUGGGCUGGAGUGUUAACGAUGGGAUUACUGAUGAUUGCUCCAAAGCUCUGAUAAUCGGCUCCAAAACUCUGAUGGUUGCCUCCAGAACACUGACAAGUCUGUAGGUGCUAAAGAAGGCUCCUAAAGAAGGUUAGGGCCACUGGAGGCCAGGAGUGAACGGUGUUAGCAGCCUAGAGGGUCGUUAGGGUGAUCUGUGGGUCAUUGGCUUUCUCUGCCAUUAUGUGAGUCAUGACAACCUACAGGAUGACUGAGAGGGUCAACGACCCAUGUGACCUCAACAACUCUCAUUAGGGUUGCUUUUGGUCCACUAGAGGAUAAAUACCUGAAACUCUCCACUAGUCAGACAGAACUGAAGAAGCUUUUCGGAUGAGAGGAGAAACGUCUUCAAGGCUUUCAAGCAAAUCCAGUUACACCUAUGGACUACGAUGACCUGGAUGACUGAGAACCUUCACAGACAUAUGAACAUUGACAAGCUUUUCCAGACCACUGCUGAGUGACUGGGUGACAUGGCGCUGUCAGCUCACAGGUAGAAGGUUCUGGUUUCGAGCCCAGUGGCCAAAAGAAGCCUUUCUGUGUGGAGUUUGCAUGUUCUCCCCAUGUCUGCGUGGGUUUCCUCCGGGUGCUUCGGUUUCCCCCACAGUCCAAAGACAUGCGAUUGUGUUAACUGGCUACUCGAAAUCGUCCAUUGAUCAAUCUUGGAGAGGGACAAGCUCCGCCAAUUUUAAAAUGCCCUAGACACACCAAUGAUAGACUGUUAAAAUGUCAUCAGUGGUGCCCCUACGGCCCUUGUCGGUUAUGGGACAAAGAAGAAGCUGAAUAACUUUGGAAUAGAGGACGAAUGAUUGACUCUAGAACCUUGAGUAUCGAUUACAGAGUCUUGAUAAUUACUUAAUUACUUCAUGAGACCUAAUGAUGGACUCUAGAGUGCUGAUCAUAAUCAGGUUUCGCUAAUGUUCAUUUCCAGAUCCAUAAAGAUUGACACCAGAAAACUGAUUACAGUGAUAAUCAGUUCCAGAACACUGAAGAUCAGCGGACUCAUAUAUUAUGGUUUAUCAUCAACAUUUCUUUUUUUUUUUUUUUACCAUUAAGGCAUAUAACACAACUUUGGUUCAUUGUUUCAUCUUUAUCAUAUAUCAACUCACAUACAAGUAAGGGACUUGUUUCAGGUAGUUUGUUAGGUUCCUAUGUUCCACAGCUAGUUUAAAGGAUGGACAGAUCCUUCCAAUGCUGAUGGUUCUGUUUUGAGAAUUAAUCAAUCCUCAUAAAAAAAAAAAAAAUCGACAACAGGUAGCAUAUUUAAGGAGUGAUUUUAUUAACUUCAUUUUAUUCUUUUAUUUAUUUUUUUAAAAAUUGUUGCUUAGGAUAGGAACUACUUUUCCUUUCCCCUUCUUGCUCCUCUCCCAACAGCUUAAGGAAAGCAGUAGCAGUACACACAGAGAAACAGAUUCUGCCAGUUAAUCAGUCGCUCAAUGGCACAAAGGAAAGGAAGCAUUGUUGUUGAACAUUCGUGAACCUGUUGAUCUAAAGAAUAACUCCUGAAAAGGAUGCUAAUGGAAAUAAACGUUUGUUGGACAUUCUUGAA